Messenger RNA from Phaeodactylum tricornutum CCAP 1055/1, 924 nucleotides. RefSeq lists its product with no specific name. The coding region runs from base 1 to 924 and encodes 307 amino acids. The transcript has a single exon. NCBI's taxonomy places the organism in Eukaryota, Bacillariophyta, Bacillariophyceae, Surirellales, Neidiaceae. Gene Ontology annotation, molecular function: N-carbamoylputrescine amidase activity. The record is from RefSeq and is a predicted model, not a curated record.
AUGAAUUCGUCCCAGAGAAUUGUCGUCGCGGCGACACAGAUCACCGGUGCCGGUUUACGAGAUUCGGACGUUUCGGGAUUCUGUUUCCGGGCGGAACGGGCCAUUGAACUAGCCGUGCGGCAGGGUGCGAAUCUGGUGUUACUGCCGGAACUGUGGAACGCUCCCUACUUUUGCCAAUCGCAAGAGGCCAUCCUGAUGGAUUUGGCUGAUCCUGUGGAAAACAACGUUUUGAUCCGAAGAAUGCAACGAUUGGCACAGAUUUACAACGUUGUCUUGCCGGUUUCCAUCUUUGAGCGUAAGAACAAUGCACUCUACAACUCGGUUGUCGUGAUAGAUGCGGAUGGGUCUCUACUCGGUACCUAUCGAAAGUCGCAUAUUCCGGACGGUACCGGUUACCAAGAAAAGUUUUACUUUACCCCCGGCGACACUGGCUUUCGUGUGUUUGACACGAAAGUUGGCAAAGUCGGCGUCGCUAUCUGUUGGGACCAGUGGUUUCCCGAAGCAGCUCGGGCUUUGGCAUUGCAAGGUGCCGACGUCCUGUUGUAUCCCACAGCAAUCGGGAGUGAGCCCCAGGAUCCAACACUGAGCUCGGUCGAUCACUGGCAACGCACCAUGCAAGGCCAUUCGGCCGCUAAUAUGGUACCUGUAGUAGCAUCCAACCGAUUUGGAACCGAAAUUUUGCAACAUCCGGAUGGAACCGAGAAACAACGGAUUCACUUCUACGGAAGGUCGUUUGUUACGAACAAUACUGGUGAGAAAAUUGCGGAAUGUGCGGAUAACAGCGAUCCGGAGGAACCCGUCACUAUUGUAACGGCAGAGAUCGACCCGGAACAGAAUCGUCGCGAUCGUGCCGCGUGGGGGCUUUUCCGCGAUCGGCGACCAGAACUGUAUCAGAUCUUGCUGACUAAGGAUGGGAAUAUGUAG